CAGUCAGUUUCUUCAGGGUAUGUGAGUCUCUACCUGCUGGAUAAGUUCAGUAUCACAGUUACCACAAGACGCCAUAUUUGUUAGACGUUCAAGUCGAGGAAAGGAAAGGAGGGAAGAAGGUGGACAAACGUCCAGAUGUUCACGAGUCUCGGGUCUUAGUUGUUGCAAUCGAAGUGACUAUAUGGUUCAGCGCAAGUAAUCGAGUAAUCGAACAUCUUGGACAACGCUGUCCCAGGCACCUUGUAUUUAUCGUCGUUCAGCUGGGUUAAGUCGCCGCCGCAGCCGCCACCAUGACUUCCUUGACUCAGCGGAGUUCGGGCCUGGUACAGAGGCGGACAGAAGCCUCGCGAUAUCCCGCCGACAAAGAGCGUUCGUCGGCCGAUGAGGACUACGAGUCCCGGCGGGGGGAAGAACAAGAGGAGGACGAUGGCGGAGACUCCAAAGAAACGCGCCUCACUCUUAUGGAAGAAGUGUUGCUUUUAGGCCUGAAGGACCGUGAGGGCUACACAUCAUUUUGGAAUGACUGUAUUUCUUCGGGGCUGCGAGGGUGCAUGCUGAUCGAACUGGCCCUUAGGGGACGCCUCCAGCUUGAGGCUUGUGGCAUGAGGAGGAAAGGUCUGCUGACCAGGAAGGUCAUUUGUAAGUCAGAUGCUCCAACAGGGGAUGUGCUUUUGGAUGAAGCCUUAAAACACAUCAAAGACACCCAACCACCAGAGACUGUGCAGAGCUGGAUUGAACUACUCAGUGGAGAGACAUGGAACCCCCUGAAACUUCAUUAUCAACUGCGAAAUGUACGUGAGCGACUGGCCAAAAACCUGGUAGAGAAAGGCGUCCUCACAACAGAGAAGCAGAACUUUCUGCUUUUUGACAUGACCACCCAUCCUCUGAUCAACAACAAUAUCAAGCAGCGUCUUAUUAAGAAGGUCCAGGAGGCUGUGCUAGACAAGUGGGUCAACGACCCCCAUCGAAUGGACAAGCGGUUGCUUGCACUCAUCUUCUUAGCUCAUUCCUCCGAUGUCCUGGAAAAUGCCUUUGCCCCACUGCUGGAUGACCAGUACGACCUGGCCAUGAAGAGAGUGCGGCAGCUGCUGGAACUGGAGCCUGAGGGUGAGAGCAUGAAGCCCAACACCAACGAGCUGUUUUGGGCCGUAGUGGCUGCGUUCACCAAAUAAAGCUACUGCACAGAGAACAAAAAACAUUAAAGUGGCAUUGUAAGUCUGGGAAGAAAUAACAUUACUGACCCUGACAUAAACACUUGACUGACAGUUCCCUCCACCUGGACCUUUAGAGUUGAUUGCUCUUCUUGAUUGUCUUCCAUCUUAAUUUCUUUUUAUUUCAGAAAAAGUGUUCUUGUUUAUGCUUCACAUUCUCAUUUACCUUCCAUGUGUCUUUUUGCUAAAAUAAUACCAUGGAAAUAUAAUUGAGGGGGAUUGGUAAUGAUAUGAGUGAGCCAUCUAAAAAGGCAGAUGUUGAUUCACAGCUGCAUUUUUCAGUAGGGUUUUUGAAGCUUUUGAACAUAUUGUCUGCGAGGCAUGGCUUACUGAACAUUACCAUCUGGAAACACCUAACACUACAACAACUAACAAAGUGCAGGACAGCAAGGAUACACUAUAUUACCAAAAGUAUUCGCUCACCUGCCUUGACUCAUACUAUGAACUGAAGUGCCAUCCCAUUCGUAACCCAGAGUUCAAUAUGAUGUCGGUCC
Cynoglossus semilaevis (tongue sole) is the source of this 1705-nucleotide messenger RNA. RefSeq names its product Golgi phosphoprotein 3-like. The transcript is spliced from 4 exons. Lineage: Eukaryota; Metazoa; Chordata; Actinopteri; Pleuronectiformes; Cynoglossidae. Gene Ontology annotation, molecular function: phosphatidylinositol-4-phosphate binding. Gene Ontology annotation, cellular component: Golgi cisterna; trans-Golgi network; cytosol. The record is from RefSeq and is a predicted model, not a curated record. Bases 291 to 1172 code for a protein of 293 amino acids. Gene Ontology annotation, biological process: Golgi organization; Golgi vesicle budding; retrograde vesicle-mediated transport, Golgi to endoplasmic reticulum.